Molecule: messenger RNA, 1002 nt
Organism: Magnolia sinica
Lineage: Eukaryota; Viridiplantae; Streptophyta; Magnoliopsida; Magnoliales; Magnoliaceae
Product: mannose-1-phosphate guanylyltransferase 1-like
Exons: 2
Coding region: 1-702 (233 amino acids)
Biological process (GO): cell wall mannoprotein biosynthetic process; GDP-mannose biosynthetic process
Cellular component (GO): cytoplasm
Molecular function (GO): mannose-1-phosphate guanylyltransferase (GTP) activity
Source: RefSeq, a predicted model, not a curated record
AUGGAAAAUAGACAAUAUGGUGGCUCCCAGGUAGAUGAACCAUCAAAGUACGGCGUCGUGGUCAUGGAGGAGAAGACUGGGAAAGUAGAGAAGUUUGUAGAGAAACCGAAGAUCUUCGUGGGCAACAAGAUUAAUGCCGGGAUCUACCUGCUGAAUCCCUCCGUCAUCGACCGGAUCCAAUUGCGGCCCACUUCGAUUGAGAAAGAGGUCUUCCCUAAGAUUGCUGCAGAGCAAAAGCUCUAUGCAUUGGUCUUACCUGGAUUCUGGAUGGACAUUGGGCAGCCAAGGGAUUACAUCACAGGCCUGGGGUUGUAUCUGAACUCCCUCCGGAAGAACUCUCCUUCCCGGCUAGCUGUCGGGCCCCACAUUGUGGGGAACGUCCUGGUCCAUGAGAGUGCAGUCAUUGGGGAGGGCUGCCUGAUUGGCCCAGACGUGGCGAUCGGGCCGAACUGCGUGGUCGAGUCUGGGGUGAGGCUAUCCCGGUGCACGGUCAUGCGUGGGGUCCGCAUCAAGAAACAUGCGUGCAUCUCCAGCAGCAUCAUCGGGUGGCACUCUACGGUGGGGCAGUGGGCCCGUGUCGAGAACAUGACCAUCCUUGGGGAGGACGUCCACCUAUGCGAUGAGAUAUACAGCAAUGGUGGGGUUGUGCUGCCCCACAAGGAGAUCAAAUCCAGCAUCCUGAAGCCUGAGAUAGUCAUGUGAGUGAGAGAGCUGACUUGUGUGCCGGAUAUUGAUAAUGUUUUUAGAUGUUUGUUUUCUCUUUUCUUCUCUUUUAUCCUUCUUUCGCUCUCUAUCUCAAGUGUAUCUAAGGUUCGUUGUUUCAGCGAGUUUUGCUGGUCUCUUGUUGGGGGGGCGGGUGCAUACACUGGUUUUGUGGUGUAUUGUCUUUUUACAAGCAAUUCUCGGUGUAUAUACCCGACUGUUUAUACUAGUGGGGACCCUUUGUAAUUUGUUUGGAAUGCCUUUUUUUAUUUUAUAUUGUAGUUUAGUUGCUUUUCUCUA